UUCACUACUACACUUGCAAAAAAAAAAAUGGAAAAUUAUCAAUCUAUUGUACACUCUCCCACUAAUCUACUACUUUGUAAAGAAAUUGCAACCAGUUUAGACGAUGAAGACGAAGCUGCUUCGAUUUUCGAAGAUUUUUAUGAAGAUGAUUACAUUAAAUUGCUUCUAGAUAGAGAAUCCACCACAAAUGGUGGUUUGCUCCAAAUGCAGCAGCAAAAUUCUUGGAUUCUUAGGGCUCGUUUGGAUGGAAUCCACUACAUUCUCACAAAAAGGGAAGUUCUUGGAUUCAGAUAUCAAACUGCUUACACAUCAGUCACAUUUCUUGAUAGGUUUCUUUCAAGAAGAUCUAUUGAUGUAGAGAAAUCAUGGGCAAUAAGGCUAUUGUCAAUAGCUUGUCUCUCAUUGGCUGCAAAAAUGGAGGAAACCACAUUGCCGGCGUUAUCGGAUUUAUGCGCCGAUGAUUACAAAUUCGAGAGCAGCGUAAUACAGAGGAUGGAGCUUUUGGUAUUGAACACACUUGAGUGGGAAAUGGGAUCAAUCACCCCCUUUUCUUUCGUUCAAUUCUUCGCCGAAAAGUUUCGGAAUCGAACGAAAAUCGGAUUAUCGAGAACUGCACACAUCACUCUAGCCACAAUUAGAGAUGUGAAUAUAAUGACGUGUCACAAACCAUCUGUUAUAGCAGCAGCAGCCACAUUGGUUGCACUUGAUCAUGGUUACACAAGAGAGGCCUUGCACCACAAAAUUGCCCCUUUAAUUUCAACUCAUGCUAUAAAAAUUGAAGAGGUGAUUGCUUGCUAUUACAUAAUCAAGGAAAUGGAGGUUGAAAGAUUAAAUUUAAGUGAAAGGGUUAAGUCUCCGGAACUAUCGCCAACCGAAUUACAAAGGGCCGACGACGCCUACGGUAGUUAUUCGGGCGGCGGUGCGAAGAGAAAGAGGCUCGUGUUUAAUCAAACCGAUGAAUUCGGUGAUUUGAAUAUUAAGAAGGAGAAAAGCCAUGAAAUAUCAAAAGAUUAAGCAAUAUUCUUAAGUGAUUGAGAAUUUUGAUUACUGGCCUAAUGAGUGUGCUAAUCUUUUUUAUUUUAUUUUACAAUUGGAAAAAAAAAAGGUUUUUUUUUCAACAAAAUAAAGAAAAGAAAAGGAAAAGGUCACAGCUUUGAAAGGAAGAGACAUCAAAGAUAUGACUUUACACAGUUAACAACUAUUAUUGUUUUUUGCUUCAUACUUGUCCCAUUUGUUUCAUUAUUUUAACUACUUUAUUUAUUUAUUUUCUUUUACAUUUUAAUAUAGUUUUAUAAUAUCCAUUUGCAGCCCUAGAUUUUAGAGGGGUGUUGCUUUGGAUGUACUUUAUUUUUAAAUUUUUUCUAUAGGAGUGGUGGUGGGGUUGAAGAAGAAGUAAGGUGUUGUUUCUUUGAUUUGAUACAUCUAUCUGUGUUGCAAAUUGCCCAUCACAAAAAGAAAAGGGUUUGUAAAAGAUUGCUUUGUGAUUGGUUGGAUUUGUUUCAAUGUUUGGAAUUGUAACACAUCUUUUUUGUGUACUUGGGGCUACAAUAAUUUGGCCAUGGAUUAUUGAAUUUUACUGUUGUAUUGCAGUUUCUUGAUAACAA
This is a messenger RNA of Erythranthe guttata (spotted monkey flower), 1604 nucleotides long. RefSeq names its product cyclin-D5-1. Lineage: Eukaryota; Viridiplantae; Streptophyta; Magnoliopsida; Lamiales; Phrymaceae. The record is from RefSeq and is a predicted model, not a curated record.